AUGGCACCCAAGAUGAAGAAACCCCCGCCGCCGCAGCAGCAGCAGGAGAAGGAGGCCUCCCUGGAAGAGGAGGAGGAGGAGGGGGAGGAGGACUCUAGCGAGGCCAUUCCGGAGGGGAAUGCGCCGGCCGAUGAGGUCGCCGCGUCUCUCCGGCCAAAGAAGAGCAAGCUGUACGGCGAGGUCGCCGCGUCCCCCAAGCCCAAGAAGACGAGGGUUGCGCCGUCGCCCGCGCCGAAGCGAGCCAAGAAAGCCGCGCCGUCGCAGGAGGAGGACGGCUCCGAGGAGCGCCCGCAAGAGGAGUCCGGCGAGGCCUCGGCUGAGAUGGAUCCGUCGGCCAUCGAGACCACCGCCGCGUCUUCCCCGCGCAAGCCGUCCGGCGAGAUCGUUGCGCCCCCCCAGCACAACAAGAAGAGGGCCGCCGCGUCUCCCGUGUCGAAGCGGGCCAAGAAGCCCACUCCGCCCCUGGAGGAGGAGCAGCCCACCCAGCGCAAGAGGAGCAAGCCCUCCGGCGCGAACGCUGCGUCCCCCGAGCGCAAGAAAAGGGGAAAGCCGUCGGCCAAGUCGCCGCCCAGAUCCAAGCGGGACAAUGCGGCCAGCAACGAUGAGGAAGUGGAGCAGGAAAAAGAGCAGGCGGAGGAGGACGGGGCUGAUAACUCCGGCGAGGCUCUGCUGGAGAGGAAUGCUUCAUCGGCCAAGCUGCCUGGUUCCAAGAGAGAGAAGAAGCCAGCAGUCGAGCGCUCGUGGUCCAUGGAGGACGAACUCCGGAUCCUCACCACCCUGGCCGAGCACGCCCAGACCCACGGCGGCGCACAGCUCGAGGCGUCUGACCUCUUUGCCACCCUUGCCGCCAGCUUCGAUAGAAGGGAUGCCGACACAUCCAAGCUCGCCAACAAGGUCCGGAAGCUCAGGGGACGGCAUGAGAGGGUGCGCUCGCAGGGCUGCCCAGCCGAUGGCCAUGGUCGCCAGUUGUUUGAGCUGUGUGAAAUUGUCUGGGGCAGUGGCACUUUGCAGAAUAGCAUCCAGGGCGCUUCAGUGGCACCACGCAGGAGCCUGCGCAAUACUAGUAGUAGCGGCCAUGUGGUUCCAGAAGAGGCUCACCAAGAAGGUGGUGGCGGAGGAGAGCAUUUAGAUGCACCUACUGGCACACUGGUUGUGGAUGUCGGCGCAUGCAAGGAAAACUCUGUGCCAUUUGUUAAGGAUGGAGAUGCUAAUUCUGGCAAAUUUGAGGACAAUGGGGGCCAAGUUGAUGAAGAUGAGCAAGUCAAGGCAACAUUUGUUAGAAGGGAGUUUAGUGAGCUGUCUAUAUUGUAUCCAGACCUGGCCAAGGAGGUCAAAGGGUACGCUGCCUCAUACAACUCUGGAGAAUUGAUCAUGUCGGCCUUCGAGACCAUUGGUGAUGAUGAGGCCCGCGACCUGGAUGCAAGGUGCAAGAAGCAAAGAAUUGACAUGUUCAACUUGGAGAUGAGUCAGGCAGAGAUAACCAAGGCGCUGCUGUGCACACUUGCAGGUCUGAUAAAUUGA
Molecule: messenger RNA, 1521 nt
Organism: Phragmites australis (common reed)
Lineage: Eukaryota; Viridiplantae; Streptophyta; Magnoliopsida; Poales; Poaceae
Exons: 2
Coding region: 1-1521 (506 amino acids)
Biological process (GO): regulation of DNA-templated transcription
Cellular component (GO): nucleus
Source: RefSeq, a predicted model, not a curated record